AAGAUGGUGUUCGUUUCUAGAAGGCAAAUGGUUUACAGAAGAUUCUACAUCCGUCUAGACGAAGGGCCCUGCAAAAAUAUGAAACCGCAUCCAGAAUGUUGUAGAACAUGCUCUUCCUUCCAAUAAAUAAACAUCAAAAACCUCCCAAAAUUCAUUCAAACAUCAAAAAUUUACAAACCAAAUUCUCAUAAGGCUUAAACAUUAUCCAUGAUGAACGGUCCAUUUUUCAGAAACUACUCCAAACAACAACCAUCGCGAUCCAUUCCGGUUCAACAAAGAUCAUCUCCAAAAGUCAUUUCUGUGCCGGUCCACUUCGUCUCAUCCGAUCAACCACCAACCACAAUAUCGAUGUUAAAGGAUUCAGCAGCACUUAAAAUCCAAAAAGUAUUCAGAGGCUUUGUGAUCAGGAAGACUGUGAAGAAGAUCGCUUCUAUCAGAAAUGAGGUUUACGAUAUUGAACGAAGAAUUGACGAUACGGAAGUUGUUAGUUUAAUUCGUAGGGAUGCGAAGGAGAGGCUGAGGGUGAAUGAAACCCUAAUGUCUUUGCUUUUCAAAUUGGAUUCCAUUCGCGGUGUUGAUUGCGGGAUUAGGGAUUUGAGGAAAGCUGUAACGAAGAAAGCAAUUGCAUUACAGGAGAAGGUGGAUUCCAUUGGCCAUCAAACCCUAGAUUCACAUUCACCUGAUGAAAUUGUUACUCCUCCUGACAAUGUUGGUACAAGUACAAGUACAUUAGAUCAAGUCACAGAAGCUUCUAAUUCUGUUGAUGAGAUAGUUGAUAAUAAUGUCAAUUCGGAAGACGAUGAAGAUGGCAGUGUGGUUAAGAAUUUCAGUUCUGUAGAGGCUGCAGAUGUAAUUCGUGAGGAAAAAGAUAAUUGCGUAAAUGAUGACAAGGGAAACAGAGAAAUUCUAGAGAAUCUGAUGGAUGAUAACGAGAAUAUAAAGAGACUGAUGGCUUGAAGAAGUUAAUCUUGAAUUAGGAGAUAAAGAUAAAGACGGGCUAUAGAUAAUUAUACUGAAUUGUUUAUUGAGUCUUUAUAUGGAUAAUUGUUAGGUUUAUUAGAUAGGUUUAUCUAGUUUGUAGGCUUUGAAUUAUGGUAGGUUUAGGAUGUCAUGCAAGUAAAUUAAUUCUAGUAUGGGUAGGAUAGGAUGUUUUGUUUAUUUUAUUAAUAGAGUUUGAGUCGGGUUAGGACUAGAAUAAGUUUAGUAUAAAUAGAUGGUUAGGGUCAUUGUAAUUAGUGUGCUUUCAUUGAUAAAUUAAUAAAAGAGUCGAACAAGUUUGUUCA
Helianthus annuus (common sunflower) is the source of this 1283-nucleotide messenger RNA. RefSeq names its product BAG family molecular chaperone regulator 6-like. The record is from RefSeq and is a predicted model, not a curated record. Lineage: Eukaryota; Viridiplantae; Streptophyta; Magnoliopsida; Asterales; Asteraceae. Gene Ontology annotation, biological process: protein folding. Gene Ontology annotation, molecular function: protein-folding chaperone binding. The transcript is spliced from 2 exons. Gene Ontology annotation, cellular component: plasmodesma. The coding region runs from base 208 to 957 and encodes 249 amino acids.